Messenger RNA from Miscanthus lutarioriparius, 1617 nucleotides. The record is from the annotation of a GenBank genome assembly. Lineage: Eukaryota; Viridiplantae; Streptophyta; Magnoliopsida; Poales; Poaceae.
AUGGGGAUCCUGGGCAAAGGCUCGGGGUGGUGCUUCUGCUCCCGCGGGGCCAAGCUGGAGCGGAUCAAGUCCAGCCUCCUCGCCGCAAAGGGCGCCGCCGUAGCCGCCGUAUCCUUCCCCAGCGGCGGCGGCGGAGGCGGAGGAGGAGGAGGAGCUGGAGGCAAAGGUGGGAGUGGGUUCCUCAUCCACCGCGGCCUCCUGCUCACCACGCACGGCACCAUCCCAUCGGCCGCCGCGGCGGGCAUCGCCGAGGUCCGGCUCAGCCACGGCCGCCUCCUAGCUCGCCUGGUGCCGCAGAGGUUCUUUAUUACCAGUUCUAUUCUUGACCUUACAAUAGUUGGCCUUGACGUCGUGGAUGAUGACCUGAGUUCACAUGGGCAACAGCCUCAUUUUUUGAAAACUUGCUUGAACCCCAGCUUGGACCUUGGCAGUACAGUUUUGCUACUGGGCCACAACAGAAAUGAUUUGGCUGUAGGAGAGGGGAAGGUUGUAAUAGCUACAGACAACAUUAUAAAGUUCUCAAUUGAUGAAGUCUUGUGGCAUCCUGGAUCUGCUGGGUUUGAUAUGCAUGGCAAUCUAGCUUUUAUGGUCUGUGAUCCCAUGAAGAUUGCACCAUCUACACCUAAUGGGUAUGCUGCUGCAUCAUCAACUGCCCUUUGUACAUCAAAAAAGGAUGUGCCCACACAGUUUGGGAUCCCUAUCCCUGCGGUAUGUGAAUGGUUAAAACAACACUGGAAUGGUAGAUUAGAAGAUGUUAGCAAGCCGAUGAUGACUCCUGCACGAUUGACAACCUCUGGAGAACGAAGUGGGCGUUCUUCCCUUGGUCAUCUUCGUUAUAUUAAGUCCACAGAGGUAGAAGGUGGUGAUGUUUUGUCAUCAUCACAGAUGCCACCAAGACCAACAUGGCAGCAUGGAGCAUGCAGUUCAGCAUCUGCCAAGAUUUCACAUGACGAAAAGGAUUCGAUUGGCUCACAUUCUUUCCAUGGGCAACAUGAGCUGACCUCAAAAAUUUGCAAACCUCAGAAAGAGCAAGUUACUUCACUUGUGGAGCAUUCAAGAUCUAUUCGCCUACCCCUUCCCUUAAAGCAAAUGAUGCCCGAUGAGAACAAGAAUGAGGCGAACAGGCAAGCUCCACACAGAACACAACCAUCUAAUGUGCAAAUGAACUGUGGCACUCUUCACAAUGUUGCUUACCAUGAAAAUUGCUGGAGUGAGGUGCAGUCCAGUUCCUCCCCACUUGCAAUAUCCGAAUUAGGAGAUGAGAAGAAUGGUUUUAGCAGCGGGGAGGAGACAAUGUACUCCGCUGAAACAAGGGAAAGCCGGAACAUUCCAAGUCCAAAGGAAAAGAAAACCGAGAUGGUUGGUAGAUCACAGAGUUUUGUGAACCAUAGCAAAUGGGACUCGCCUAAAAGUGUUGAAUCUUCUAGAGGGUUUCCUUCAAAGUCACAGACCUUCAUUCCUUUAAGGAAACCACAUCUGCAGGCUGCAGCCAUUUCACAGAAGAGCCAAGAUUAUUUCAGCCCGACUGUCUCGUCGAACAUGAAGAAGAGGAACUUGUCCCAAACUCCCAUGAAACCCAGGCAGCGUGCUCAAGUUACCUCGAAGUGGAUAACUUGA